CCGCCGCCGCCGAGCAUGGCGCGUCUGGCCGGGUCUCCGGCGUCGCUGCUGCGGCCCCCUCCGUGCGCGCUGGCGGCGGCGGCGGCGCUGGCCGUGCUGUGCGCCCUCUACUACGCGCGCUCGCCCGCCCCGCCGGAGCCCCGCGCGCCGCCCCCGCCGCCCGCCUCCGCCCCGCCUGCCCCGGCCGCCGCCUCGGUGGGGGAGAGCAAGGCCAAGGCGGGCGAGGAGCUGCUGGCCGGGGCGGCGGGGGCGGCGGCGGGGGCGGCGGGCGAGGCCGAGCUGCACGUGCUGCUGCUGCUGGCCAAGGCGGAGCGCAACGCGGCGCUGCGAUCCAAGGCCGAGGCGGCGCUGCGCUCGCUGGCGCGCUUCGCCAAGCUGGGCCCGCGCCAGGCCCUCGUGCUGCACCUGCUCAGCGACGCGCCCAGCCGCCCCGUCGGGAAGGCCGUCCUCCGCGACGCGCUGCGCAGCGCGCAGUUCCAGCACAAGGUGGUCUUCCACGACGUGGACGUGGUGGCCGAGAAGCUGCUGCCCCUGGUCGAGGCCAUGCAGAAGCUCUUCAGCGCCGGCGCCGGAACCUACUAUGGCGACUCCCUCUUCUUCCUCUCGCUGGCCAUGCACCGCGUCCUGCCCAAAGAGAUUUCGCGGAUCAUUCAGGUGGACCUUGAUGUGGAGUACAGGACCAACAUCCGGGAACUCUUUGAAGAGUUUGACAACUUCCCAGAAGGGGCCGUGAUUGGCAUCGUCCACGAGAUGCAGCCCGUCUAUCGGCACCUCUUCUGGCAGUACCGCCAGGAGCACCCGGGGACCAAGGUGGGGGAGCCCCCGCCGGACGGCCUCCCCGGAUUCAACAGCGGGGUCCUCCUGCUGAACCUGGAGGCCAUGCGCCACUCGGAGCUCUACAACCGCCUGCUGGAGCCGGGCGCCGCCCAGCGCCUGGCGGACCAGUUCCACUUCCGGGGCCACCUGGGCGACCAGGACUUCUUCACGCUGGUGGGCAUGGCUCACCCGGAGCUCUUCCACGUCCUCGACUGCACCUGGAACCGGCAGCUCUGCUCCUGGUGGCGUGAGCACGGCUACCGCGACGUCUUUGACCACUACUUCCGCUGCGACGGCCAUGUCCGGAUCUACCACGGCAACUGCAACACGCCCAUCCCCCAGGAGUAGCCCCUGCUGGCCAGGGGGAGUUUGGGGGCGGCAGCUGUGCUGUGGUCACUGCAGGGCUCUCGACAUGUCUCUUCGGGGGGUUCCAUCAAGUGGAGGUUGCUCCCUUUCCCUUGCGCACAACUGGGGUCUACCUGGGAGGAAUCCUCAUGGGCCUUGCAGGAAGGAUGGGAGCUGAGUGCCUUCUGCCACCAGCCAGCGAUUGUUGUUUUGGGACCCAGACACUGCAGGGAGAGGGAGGCGAGCCCAAGGCCUCUCUGGAGCUGACACCGCCUGCUGGACAUUUCCCUGGCAGCUCCCUGGGGGGCUGUGAACGUUUCCCCCUUGACUGCAGAGUGCGGCCAUCCACUUUCCAAUCUUGGCUGCAGCGCACGUGCCCAGCAAGGCAGCAGGAUCGUGGCACCCGGAGCAAGAACAGCUUAGUGUGGACCAAGCCUGGAUUCUGCAGAGAUCCAUUGGCCCCCAGUGCCACUA
Molecule: messenger RNA, 1635 nt
Organism: Podarcis raffonei (Aeolian wall lizard)
Lineage: Eukaryota; Metazoa; Chordata; Lepidosauria; Squamata; Lacertidae
Gene: XXYLT1
Product: xyloside xylosyltransferase 1
Exons: 4
Coding region: 16-1164 (382 amino acids)
Molecular function (GO): UDP-xylosyltransferase activity
Source: RefSeq, a predicted model, not a curated record